Molecule: messenger RNA, 555 nt
Organism: Triticum turgidum subsp. durum (durum wheat)
Lineage: Eukaryota; Viridiplantae; Streptophyta; Magnoliopsida; Poales; Poaceae
Source: the annotation of a GenBank genome assembly
AUGGGGGCGUGGAUGUCCCGGGUGUGGUUUCUCAUGUUCCCGUCCAAGGAGUACAAGAUCGUGGUCGUGGGGCUCGACAACGCCGGAAAGACCACCACGCUCUACAAGCUCCACCUCGGCGAGGCGGUCACCGCCGCGCCAACCAUCGGCAGCAACGUCGAGGAGGUCGUGUUCAAGAAUAUACGCUUCGAGGUGUGGGAUCUAGGAGGACAAGAGAGCCUACGCACUUCAUGGGCGACAUACUAUAGAGGAACUCAUGCUGUCAUCGUGGUAAUCGACAGCACCGACCGUGCUCGGAUCAACAUCAUCAAGGAUGAGCUCUUCCGGUUGAUUCAGCAUGCAGACCUUGACAACACGGUGGUCCUUGUGUUUGCAAACAAGCAGGAUCUCAAGGAUGCCAUGUCGGCGGCUGAGAUCACAGACGCCCUGUCCCUCCACAGCAUAAAGAACCACGACUGGCACAUACAGGCCUCGUGCGCGAUCACUGGUGAGGGCCUCUAUGAUGGGAUGGGAUGGAUAGCCCAGAAAGUUGCCGGAAAGGCCACAGCAAGCUGA